GAACACUGUGGUUCAAGCUUUUGUCAUGGAGAAACUGACGAUUAACUGUACUGUAGGAUUCUGCACUGAUCUACCACAAGUCACUUGGUGUAAACUGAACAAAGAUAUCUGCAAUCCUGUGACCAAAACUCCUCACAUCCAAACCCAGUGGAACUACUUAACAAGUAACUCUGGAAUAACAUUCCUGCAUUUUACUAACCUCACCUUAGAUGAUGCUGGACUGUACAGGUGUUCAGUUAAUACAGAUCGAUCAAUGAUCAUUAGCCAUUCCAUCAGUGUCAUAGUAAAUGAUUGUCAAGCAGAGUUUUCUGUGUCUGAUGGCUGUUGGUGGAGGGCUCCCAUCUCUGGCUCUGUCACUGUGUCCUGUGUGGUGAGUUUCAGGUUUGAGCUCAUAGUGUCAUGGUGCAGGGAAGAUGGGGAUACCUGUUUACCCCUAAAGGGUCAGUCCAGACACACCCUCACCUGGAAUCAUACAGGUCCAGGGACAGGUGUGUCCUACUUGACCCUCCACAACAUCACCCUGUCUGACUCAGGGUACUACCGUUGUUUCGUCUCUCUUCCUGACCACUGUGAUGUAGACACCAGAUCCAGCCAACCGAUGGGCCUUCACGUGACCAGAAGUGGUGAAGUGGUGGAACACUGCAGAGAAGAUGAACAUCCUGUCUAGUGGAACAGAGCAGGGUGAUGUUUG
Salvelinus fontinalis (brook trout) is the source of this 691-nucleotide messenger RNA. Its product is annotated as polymeric immunoglobulin receptor-like. Gene Ontology annotation, cellular component: plasma membrane. Gene Ontology annotation, molecular function: signaling receptor activity. Gene Ontology annotation, biological process: immune response-regulating cell surface receptor signaling pathway. The transcript has 3 exons. The coding region runs from base 26 to 667 and encodes 213 amino acids. The record is from RefSeq and is a predicted model, not a curated record. NCBI's taxonomy places the organism in Eukaryota, Metazoa, Chordata, Actinopteri, Salmoniformes, Salmonidae.